AUGGCUGAGGCGGUGAGUGUUGUGGCCGAAUCCCUUGCGGGAGAUAGGGCACGGGCGGCGCGCAAUGUGCUAGAUCAGGUGGUGCUCCCGGGUGAGGAACUGCUGCUGCCCGAGCAGGAGGACGCUGAAGGCCCAGGAAGUGCUGGAGAGCGACCGCUGCGCCUGAAUGCGGGGACGCGCUCCCGAGGGCGCGUUGUGUGCGGCCCGGGCUUGCGGCGCUAUGGCGACCGCCUGCUGGUCACCAAGUGCGGCCGCCUCCGUCACAAGGAGCCCGGCGGCGGUAGCGGCGGUGGCGUGUACUGGGUGGAUUCACAGCAAAAACGGUAUGUCCCAGUGAAAGGAGACCAUGUGAUCGGCAUAGUGACAGCUAAAUCUGGAGAUAUAUUCAAAGUUGAUGUUGGAGGGAGUGAGCCAGCAUCUUUGUCUUACUUGGCAUUUGAAGGUGCAACUAAAAGAAACAGACCAAAUGUGCAGGCCAGUGGAAUGGGUGUGAUUGGACAGGAUGGUCUUCUUUUUAAAGUGACUUUGGGCUUAAUUAGAAAGCUCCUGGCUCCAGACUGUGAAAUCCUACAGGAAGUGGGAAAACUCUACCCACUGGAGAUAGUAUUUGGAAUGAAUGGAAGAAUAUGGGUUAAGGCAAAAACCAUUCAGCAGACCUUAAUUUUAGCAAACAUUUUAGAAGCUUGUGAACACAUGACGGCAGAUCAAAGAAAACAGAUCUUCUCCAGAUUGGCAGAAUGUUAAUGGAAUUUUUUAUGGGUCAGUUGACCCAAGAGACCAUGGGUUUCCUGGGGAAAAGUUUUUCAGGGGAACCUCUGCCCAUUAAACAUUCAGAAGACAAAAUGUGAAUGUACAUAUUGUCUUAAUUAAAGUCCUAAAUAAAAUAUUUUUAUAAAAAUGUUACUAGUUGCCACCCAUGUUCUUGUGGGUGAGAAAAAUCAUUAUAAAAUAAUGGUGUAUUUUUUUUCUUUACAAUAAAGUUUACUAAAAGUA
This is a messenger RNA of Odobenus rosmarus divergens (Pacific walrus), 993 nucleotides long. RefSeq names its product exosome component 3 (gene EXOSC3). NCBI's taxonomy places the organism in Eukaryota, Metazoa, Chordata, Mammalia, Carnivora, Odobenidae. The transcript has 4 exons. The coding region runs from base 1 to 744 and encodes 247 amino acids. Gene Ontology annotation, biological process: TRAMP-dependent tRNA surveillance pathway; poly(A)-dependent snoRNA 3'-end processing; exonucleolytic trimming to generate mature 3'-end of 5.8S rRNA from tricistronic rRNA transcript (SSU-rRNA, 5.8S rRNA, LSU-rRNA). The record is from RefSeq and is a predicted model, not a curated record. Gene Ontology annotation, molecular function: RNA binding. Gene Ontology annotation, cellular component: cytoplasmic exosome (RNase complex); nuclear exosome (RNase complex).